Messenger RNA from Thamnophis sirtalis, 797 nucleotides. The record is from RefSeq and is a predicted model, not a curated record. NCBI's taxonomy places the organism in Eukaryota, Metazoa, Chordata, Lepidosauria, Squamata, Natricidae.
GCACAAACACACACACACACAUGCACGCACGCACGCACACAAACACACACACAGACACACCAGUGCUUGGAUUUGUAGGUACCGUCCUAACUUUUGGGGAUCCCCACCCAGCCACAUCGAGCAAGGGGGCUUUUCAAGAAACGGUGCUGAAUGUCACUUCCAAAGGAAUAAGGAUUUCUUCUCCCCGGCUUCUGAGUAACUUUGCCGUCUCCUGUCCCCGUGCAAACUCCUCCCGGGCGAUAGUCAAUCCGCUUUCUGGAUGCUGAAGGAGCAUUUUUAAUUCCAUGCUGAAUUGAGACCUUGGAAUGCUCGAGCAUGGCCGCCCUGGUGCAGCAAAACGAGUUGAUGUUUGAGUUUGCUAGCAAUGUCAUGGAGGAUGAACAACAGCUGGGCGAUCCUUCCAUCUUCCCCGCGGUCAUCGUGGAGCACGUGCCCAGCGCCAACCUCCUGAACAAUUACUCCGGCUUGUCUUGCGUGGCGGAACCCAGCGACAUGAUAACCGAGAAUUCCCUGGACGUGGCGGAGGAGGAGAUUAUAGAAGAUGACGACAUCACCCUUACAGUAGAAGCAUCCUGCCAUAAUGGAGAUGAGACCAUGCAGACCAUUGAAGCAGCCGAAGCUCUUCUCAACAUGGAUUCCCCGGGCCUGAUGUUGGACGAGAAAAGAUCAGGUGAGCCUCAAGAAGGGAUAGCACCUCAGCCAGGAACCCCCCCCCCAAAAAAAAUAAAUAAAUUAUGCGUGGUUUUGCAAAACUCUGUUGAGCGAAGACAUUGCAGGUUGUCUUGAUAGGUUUAAAA